Molecule: messenger RNA, 1260 nt
Organism: Diorhabda carinulata
Lineage: Eukaryota; Metazoa; Arthropoda; Insecta; Coleoptera; Chrysomelidae
Product: acyl-CoA Delta-9 desaturase
Exons: 5
Coding region: 91-1092 (333 amino acids)
Biological process (GO): unsaturated fatty acid biosynthetic process
Cellular component (GO): endoplasmic reticulum membrane
Molecular function (GO): iron ion binding; stearoyl-CoA 9-desaturase activity
Source: RefSeq, a predicted model, not a curated record
UAAUCUUUUUGUUUGUACCAACUGUACCUACACUAGUAGUUCAACGAAUACGAUCGAAGUAAACAGUCCACUGUUGAUUGCGAUCAUAAAAUGUCGGUAACGGUAACCGAAUCCGUCAAACACGAUGAUCUUAACGAAAAAAAUGAUUUGAACACAUUGUCGAAAUCAAGGGAACCCGAUUGGGUUAAGGUACUUUUUCAAAUACAACUUAUUAUAUCCGCUUUGUGCAGCAUCCAUUUUAUUUUGUAUGAUUCGCAGUGGAAAACGAUUUUUUUUGCGUUGGUUCUUAUAAUCUUCAGUCAUAUAGGGGUUGCCGCAGGGGCUCAUAGAUUAUGGGCUCAUCAAUCCUACACGGCGAAUCCGAUUCUACGAUUUUUCCUGAUGAUGUGUCAAACGUUAUCGGGAACUGGAUCGAUAUAUUCAUGGGUGCAAUGGCAUAGGCUACACCAUAAAUACUUCAAAACUGAUUUGGAUCCGUUCAAUCCCUCCAAAGGAUGGUUUUUUUCUCAUAUUCUCAGUAACGGUUUAUGUUUGAGCCCAGCUCAGCAAAAGGAACUCGAAAAACUCGAUAUGAGCGAUAUUGAAACCGACAAAAUUGUCAUGUGGCAAAAAAAGUAUUAUGUAAUACUGUAUUUAAUUGUCACUUUACUUUUGCCAAUCAACGCUCCCGCUGAAUAUUGGGGGGAAAGUCUACUUACGUCUACUUUCAUUUUGGGAUGGUUCCGAUAUUUCGUCAGUUUACACCUUUCUUGGUUAAUAACCAGCUCUUCAAUAAUUUGGGGCUUAAAAAAAGGAGAAAAAUACCCAUGCGACACAAAUCUGGUUUUCAUCAUCAACAAAAGUAACUGGUUAUCAUACCAUUAUUUGGCCCCAUGGGAUUACAAAACCAGCGAAUUUGGUCAAUACUCUAACGACUUUAUCUCGAAGUUGAUAGACGUAUUUCAAAUAAUGGAAUGCGCGUCGAAUUUGAAAACGAUAGAUAGCGAUACAGUUCGGAAAGCUUUGACCAAUUCUGUAGUACAAAAAAGGAAUAUUACGGAAUGUCUUUUCGAAUUAUGUGAUUAUAGAACGCAAAAGCCCAAGUUUUAUUAGUCUAAGUGAUAAAAAACAAUAAUUGUAAUUGAUUUCCAUGUAACUGUUGCAUGGAACCGUUAUUUCAAAAGAUUUGUACAUGGCUCUACUAUUUACAUUACAUGGAAUUUAACACGACUUAAUAUUCAGUGUUGUCAAACUUACUAAUAAAAAAUGUAUAUGAAGUUA